Epinephelus lanceolatus (giant grouper) is the source of this 9138-nucleotide messenger RNA. RefSeq names its product solute carrier family 45 member 4a (gene slc45a4a). Lineage: Eukaryota; Metazoa; Chordata; Actinopteri; Perciformes; Serranidae. The record is from RefSeq and is a predicted model, not a curated record. Gene Ontology annotation, molecular function: sucrose:proton symporter activity. Gene Ontology annotation, biological process: transmembrane transport. Gene Ontology annotation, cellular component: membrane.
GGCGUAUUUAAAGCCCUGGCUUCAGUUGCAGGAGUAGCGGACAACCUAUGCAACAAAAGCCGCUGCAGAGACGAGCGACCGUCCGACAGCUGAGCGGACAGAAACACGGAGCCAGGGGCUGACACCACCCGGCGAGGUACGACUGCAGGGCUCAACAUUGCAGCCUGGACCAAAACGUCUAUGUCUCAGCGACAUUUAUGAAGCUUUCAAGGCCUUUUGAUUGAUCAGCCAAUCGAUGGGGAUUUUCAGAGGAGCUCCGCCUACCUUCGCUGCCUUCCCUCCUCCUCCUCCCCUCUCCCCCCGCGGCCACUCCAUCCCCCCCACCCACCCUGUCAUCCAGCCCUCCAUACACAAAAUGACUCUGGAACUUACUGAAUGGUCUUCUAUAUGGAUUUUUACAGCUUGUAAUAGACAGUAAGAAAAGGAGGGGGAAACCUCAAUGACAAAAAAGCCAUAAAGCGCACGCACACCACACACACACAUACACACACACACACACACACACACACAUACACACACACACACUCAUACAGACACAAACACACCUGACGCACACAGAAAGAAGUAAACACACUCUUGGAAUGUACCGCACACUCUUCCUGUGAAAAUUCAACUGCUUCCCUUUUUAUUUUUCUGGAUUUUCUACAAACCUUUGGAAAGCUGAUUUUGUCUUUUUCUUUUUUUGUGUUUUUUUUUUUUUUCAACUCUGGGACAAAAGAAAAAGCCGAGAGGAUUAACAUGUGUUGAAUUUGAAGCUGCAGUGUUUUGGGAGGACAACCUGCUUUUUGGACGACUUGUUUUGAGGACAACUGAUUGCUGAUUGAGAUUUUUUUUCUUUACAUUAACCUGAUAGAUCUAUAGAUAAUAGAUCAGAUUUUCCUUCAUUUAAGUUACGACCAUAGGCUGCAGUUUGUAGCUUGUAAAGAUUGUAACUGAGUCACUACUAGUUUUUAAGUACUUAUAUAUAUAUAUAUAUAUAUAUGUAUAAGUGACUUGAUACGAGCAGGGAUUGUUUUUCCUUUGGUAGCUACAGGUAGUUCUCAGAUUUGUCAGCGUGUUAGAGGAGGUGCACUUGUUCUCUCGUUGCGUGCAUGCCCUCCACCAUGCCUCCCCAGAACACAGAGGCCGACGCUAUGCAGGUUGGAUCUCUGGUGGGCGGGGGUAGCGCCAAAAACACCACGGCAUCAGGCUCGGAUGGGGAAAAAGGGGGAGCAGGAGGCGAGACGGAUGGAUCGGGAGGCAGCGGCGGAGGAGCGGGUGGAGGAGGAGGUCGAGGAGGGGAGGAGUCAGCGAGCGAGGGAUCUGUUGAAGGCAUACCCCUGAAGAGAUGGGUGAUGCACGGGGCCGUGAUGUUCGGGCGGGAGUUCUGCUAUGCCAUGGAGACAGCGCUGGUGACACCCGUACUGCUGCAGAUAGGUCUUCCAGAGCAGUACUACAGCCUGACGUGGUUCCUCAGUCCCGUCCUCGGCCUCAUGUUCAGCCCUCUGAUCGGCUCGGCCAGCGACCGCUGCACUCUGCGAUGGGGCAGGAGGAGACCGUUCAUCCUGGCUCUCUGCAUCGGGACAUUGAUAGGAGUGGCGCUGUUUCUGAAUGGAUCGCUGAUAGGUUUGUCGCUGGGUGACGAGCAGGGGAGACAACCAAUAGGUAUAGUUCUUACCGUGCUGGGGGUGGUGGUGUUGGACUUUUGUGCGGACGCUACAGAGGGACCAAUCAGGGCGUACCUGCUAGACGUGGCGGACACGGAGGAACAAGACAUGGCACUUAAUAUUCAUGCCGCCUCAGCAGGUCUUGGUGGUGCGGUCGGCUACGCCCUCGGAGGUUUAGACUGGACGCACACCUUCCUCGGAGCAGCCUUCAAGUCCCAGGAGCAGAUUCUGUUCUUCUUCGCUGCCAUCCUCUUCACUAUCUCUGUGGUGUUACAUCUCCUUAGUAUUGAGGAGCAGCAGUACUCGCCCCAACAUGACAGGCUGGAUCAGGAGAGUCCAGAUCGCACCAACCCACAGCCAUCGGCCAAUGGCAGGACUGGACUUCUUGCUCCCAAGCUGGAGUUGAUCGGAGAGGAUGAAACACUGGACAGCUACGACUUGCAUGACCCCUACGGAGAUGACCUGUCAGAGCACGGAGAUCUUGACAUGGACUUCCUAGAGAUGGAGCUUGUGAGAAGUAAAAGUGACAGUGUUCUCGCCAUGGCUGACGCCACUCUUGACCACCUGGACCACGAUGCAUUGUUCCUGUGCCACAUUGAGCCUUCCAUCUUUGCUGACCGCCUCUCGCCCUAUCACGGCUCACCUCCUUUGACCAGUAACUUCUUCAACCAGCAUCGCAGCACUCCGCCACCCCGGUUUGGCAACAUCAGACGCAGCAGCAGCGCAGGCAGUGGGGAUCUGCUCCACAGCAAUAGCCACCAAACGCACGCUACAAACCCCAGGAUCUCCCGCCUCUCUGCUUUCUUACAGGAAAUGGAAAAUGACGACGGUCAGGAGGCAUUGCUGAACAACCAGCUCAAUGAGCAGCGGACACUGAACGGCCGGCUGUUAGCCAGUGUGACGAAUCCUGAUAGAGAUGGCACCAACAGGCUGAGCUCUAAAGGACAGGCACAUCGCGCUGGAAUGGUCAAAGCUGCCAGUACUGGAGCACCCAUGCGACAGUCACGUCACCGCCACAUCUUCUACCGCCAGCCGUCCUGCACCUUCUCCUACUACGGUCGAGUGGGAAGCCACCGCUACCGCUACCGCCGUGCCAAUGCCGCUUUCCUCAUCAAGCCGUCUCGCAGCAUGAACGACCUGUAUGAAGUGGAGGCCAGACACAGGAGGAGGCAGAAACAGAGGAACAGACACCGCAGCGGAAACACCAACUCCUCCAGCGGAGACACAGAGAGCGAAGAGGGAGAGGUUGAGACCACUGUGCGGCUGCUGUGGCUCUCCAUGCUGAAGAUGCCCAAGGAGCUGCUGCGACUGUGUGUCUGUCACCUGCUCACCUGGUUCUCCAUCAUCGCUGAGGCCGUCUUCUUCACUGACUUCAUGGGACAAGUCAUCUACCAUGGAGAUCCUACCGCUCCUAUUAACUCAACUUUGUUGGAGGAUUAUCACAAAGGAGUUCAGAUGGGAUGUUGGGGGCUGGUUAUAUAUGCCAUGACUGCUGCCACAUGCUCAGCUAUCCUUCAGAAGUACCUUGACAACUUUGACCUGAGCAUUAAAGUCAUCUACAUCAUGGGGACACUUGCAUUUUCCAUCGGAACUGCUGUCAUGGCAAUCUUCCCUAACGUGUAUGUUGCCAUGGUGAUGAUCAGCAGCAUGGGCAUCAUCUCUAUGAGUAUCUCCUACUGUCCGUAUGCUCUGUUGGGACAGUAUCACGAAAUGAAAGAGUACAUCAGGCACAGUCCUGGUAACUCCCGCCGAGGCUUUGGUAUCGACUGUGCUAUCUUAUCCUGUCAGGUGUACAUCAGUCAGAUCUUGGUGGCCUCGGCUCUGGGUGCUGUUGUGGAGGCUGUUGGCAGCGUCCGUGUCAUUCCCAUGGUGGCCUCUGGGGGCUCCCUUCUCGGAUUCUUUACGGCCUUCUUCCUGGUCAUUUACCCGACUCCAAACGGGGAUGGGGAAUCAGCCAAAGCUUCGGAGAAACGAUCCCUGACAAAGCUGGAAAAUUCCAACAGCAACGAAGUGGCUGUCACCGUGGUGGCAGAAAAACCCAGCUUCCUGAAACUCAACAAGAAGGGCAAGGCCACCACCACCACCACUUCCUGUCACACGGAGAAUGAGUCUGCUCUGUGAUCAGCUGGCUUAAGUCGACACAACAACUAAAUUCAAAUUUGAAUGCAGAUGGAAAGACAUUUGGAUAUCACCGUCCUCGUGGUGCUGGGGUUUACAGACAAAGAAAGAGGAGGGCGAUUGGCGGUCCACUCUUUAUGUCUGUUUUUGCAUUGACAGGGGUUUUUUUUUCUGCUUUGCUGUGUCUUGAUUUACUGAAGGAAACACCUCAAUCUGACAAGGGACCAGUGUUAUACCAGACCAACUACAAAAUAAACAUUCUGGUCCCAGAGCUGUUUCAGCCAUUACAGAAAUUCCUUCCACUUUUCACCCUCGUGGACAUUUGACUGAUCCGUCAGGGUCGUCCAGAAGUGACUAAUCCAUUAGUCGUGGUUUUAAGUAGAGGUUGUCUCUGUCUCUCAGGGCCUCUAGGAGGUGUUACUGAGCAGCUGCCUGGGCAGGAAACUUCAGGGGACAUGCACGCACACACACCUCUUCAACACAAUCGAAUGAACACAUUAAUAAUGAACGUUGUUGAUGAACAUUAGUCCUCGAAGCUGCAAUCAUUCAAAAAUGCUGAAAAUUGUUCUUCCUCGCUGUGGAAUCAGCCUGAUCGAAUCUUUGCUAAAAUGACGCCGACAAGAUCGUCAAGAGAGUGUGUGUGUUUCUGUUGACAUUUUCACCAAAACAAUCCUAACACACUCGGAUUUGCGGGACUUUUACAGCACUCGUUGACAGUAGCUUUAAGACUCUAGAGACUCCUGGAAGUGGCAUUUCUGAAGAGCCCGAAGCCUGGUCACUGGGGGGAAAUGAUUGAUCUUGAGUCCCUGGAUUCAUUGCAAAUGUUUAUUUUUUUCACCCUCCUCCACAUGGCAGGAGCGCUGAAGUCUUUAAUUUAGCCUUUAAGUUGACAAUAGGCUCUGCUCAGAAGUUGUAUGUACAUUAAGGGUCAAGAAUACAGAUGUGUAUUGAGUGAAAUUCCAGGCAAGAAAGAGCGCAGAUGCAAUACGUGCAGUAUACAGGGCAUUACAAUCCCAAAUAUUAUUUUCAUGAUUUAUCGAGGGCCCAGAAUGAUGCUUCUGUUUGUUUGGAAUAAUCUAAACUAACCUACAUGCUGCAUGUUAGAGGAGCAGAGACAAACCAAACACCAGAGAAAAAGAGAGAGGAGGAGUUGUUCUCCUUCACUCUCAACUUUCUCACUUAUUAUUUUAUUUUUUUUUAGAAAAUGCUGUUAGCACAAUGUUUGUCACUAACUGCACAUUAGCUGAGCCAUUGUUUGAAAGAGUGUCGAAUAGCAUUGAGUUAGAAAAGUUUUGAAAUGAGGAUGAUCAGAGGAUGUCGAAUUCGGAUGGAGCUUCCUGACACUCCUCUGGUCCAGUGGGUCCACUAACUCUACUUGUAAUCAUCAGAGUCUGGAAUGGGACACAACAAUAGUAGAAUGGUUAAUGGAUAUAUUUAAAGAAGAGUUUUAUAAUGUGAGAAAGGCAGAGUGAUGAAAACUAUUAACCUUUAUAACAGGCUUAGGCUUGUUGCUUUAGCCUCGAUGGAGGAUUUCCACUCCUGGUUUAGAUGUCUUGGUUCCACCAUACUGGGCCAAAUCUAAGUGUGAUAUUGUAAUUUCAAUGCUCAUUACAUCUGAGUGUUGUAUGCUGAAUGGAUAUUUAGAAUAGAGGAGGAUAGAGGGAUAAAAGGAGGACUGGAGAAAUGUAUUCACUUUAAAAUAGAUACAAAUAUUUAGUGCGUAUUUCCUGAAAUGUCAUAGUAGUCUUUAAAAUGCUUGAACCCGAGCAAAAGUUGGAUUUUUACAAAUUUGGAAAUGCAUGUCUUAACUUAAUCCAAUCUGUGGAUCAUGGGUGAGGCCUCAAUAGAGGCAGACUUUUCCCAGAGUCCUUGCAGAUGUCAAAAUCUUAAAGUCUUGAAAACCACAACUUUAUAGAAAGCCAACAUGGAAAAUUAAACCACGUCUCCUGAAAAAGAUAAAAAAUACUCAGAAUAAUUCAUCAAAUGACCUAAAAAAAAAAAUAAAAAAGUUAAUCACCAAAAUCCACCCAUGACUAGAAUAUAUUAUUUGAAAGUGUGGUAAGAGAUGCCUGUGGCGCUUAAUGCUGCAUCUGCUGUUUAAUAAAGGCAAGAAGCAGCAACAACGAUGGUGGAGGAGGAAGUGAAACUGUUGAGUUUAGCUUUACUUCAACCUUAUUAACCUUUAAACACAGAUGAUGAUAAGACUAAUGGGCUAAUCACAACAAGUACUUAAAUGCAAAUUGUAUAAAUUAAACCUUUACUAAUACAAAAUGAUGCUGAGUAUAGACUGAUAAGGUAAAAUAAUCUUGGAAUGUUUUAAUAGCUGAUUAUGCUGGACGUGUUUAGAAAAACUUGUAGUUAGAAAGACGAAAUGAAAAAUUUAACAGUUUAUCGUGUCUUCUGUUUUUGGACAAAUCAGAUUUUUCGUUGCAAUAAUGGGCUCCGUUAAGGGUUGCAGGGUUGUGUGUGGUGGCGAUUUGGGUCGGUUUUCCUUUCACCUCAAUCAGCUGAAACAUGCAAACUGAAAGGAACUGAAAUGUAAAUGGCAGUGAGUUAAUUUACUGGUGAAAGAACAUUUAAUUUUAGUGUGUAUCGGAGCAUUUAGCAAAGAAGAUUGUUUUAAUUUUUGGUUUUUAGAAGAGGUUUCACUGAUGAUGUGGUUGUUUUUCACUUAGAUGGGUGUCGGUGCAGAGUUUAACCCUGUUUUUAACAGAAUAGAUUCCUUCCAUAAUUUCAGGUACAUUCAGUCAGACUCAGAGCAGAGUAGAGUAGAGAGUAUUUAGCUUCCUGGGUUGAUCCUGCUCUGGCUGUGGUGCUGGGACGAAAAAAAAAAAAGCAGGGAUGGGACGAUGACGAAAGACGAGGAGGUACAGAUGCCAGAGUUUUGAAUGGCUUCUGAAACCACUAGGGCAAUAAAACAUUCUGGAUUGAAUAAUGGACACGCAACUUCAGUUUAAUGACAAACAUGAAGAUUAAAACAAAAAAGCAAAAAAAAAAAAAACAACUUUGGGAUUGGGAGGUUUGCAUGCGACAACAGCAAUAUGCAUGUGUGGAACACCAAAGUAUGACUCUGUACAAAUCACUCGAGCUCUUUUCUUUAUUGUCCUAAUAGGUCAGGGAUGUAUUUUCUAAUGCAUGGCUGGGUGUUUGUGUCUUUUUUGUUUGAACAUAAAUGUGUAAAGAAAAACCAACAUGUACUCUUUAAGCUGAAGCAUUGUGCUCGGUCUGGGUCAGUACACUCAACAAGCAUGUGACUUUUUCUUUCUUUCUUUCUUUUUUUUUUUAAAUAUAUUUUUGCACAUUUUUGAGCUAAGUUUCAGACAGCACACAUCUCGUUUCCUUUCAACACGAGGUGCGUGAAGAAGGCGAGAUGCGCGCCGUCCUGAGCGACACUCCUUGUUUAAAGCGUAGUCGAGAAACUCCAGGCCUCGAAUACUUGAAGUGCAACUUGAGUGUUUCUGAAGUCUUUGAUUUUUCGGGGGGGGGGUCUUUAUUCUCAUUUCUCAAGCCUUUUAUUUACCGUAGACUCUGGAAUGUUCAGUCAGCAGCAUGGCCUGCUGGGAGAUUGAGUUCUUAACUUUGAUUCCAUCUUGUGACUUAAAUGUUUUUUAAACAAACAAAGUCAAUGAAUGUGAAGUGAUUUCAGCCGAAAUCAUUUUUGUUUUGAUGUUCGAUAAGCCGGUGGGGGGGCGGGGGGUGUCUUACAUUGCACAGAACUUGCACAUAGUGAGAAAAAAAACAAAAAUACAACAGGUGUGUUGCAAGAGAAAGAAAAAAAAUACUGUUGAUAUUUAUUUUUUUGAGCUUUUUGGCUAUAACGGACAUUUUUCACUUAAUUUCCAAAAGAAUAAAUAAAGCUGUUCUAUUUGCUGUUACGGGAGAUGUUUAUGGAAGCAAAUAAGAGACAAAAAUAUUUUUAUUUUCGUAAUUUUAACAGCAACUGAAUACAUAAUACUAUUGAAAUUUAAACAAUGCUGAAGUCACUGAAAUAUUUGACUUUGAAAACCAUGUAUUUGUCCUGAAUUUACCUUUUUGAAAUUAUAACAUUUCUUGAGUUGCAAUUUCAAAAGCCCAAAGAUCCCAAAAAAGUUUAAUUAUUUAAAAAAAUAGAUUCAAGUUGCUCAAAUGCGAUCAGUCCAAUUCAGAUCUAAAAAUAAUGCUAAUAAUAACAAAACAUCAGUCAAAUUUGAUUGGUCAAAACAUUCAGGCUUUUAGAUUUUCAUAUGCCCAGUCAAAUUUAAGCAGCGUGAAUCUUUUCUUAAAGAUUUAAAAAUAAAUAAAUAAUGCAACUUGAAUUUUUUUGUCUAUAUUUGUGAACGCUGAAAAAACAAAUACAGUUUCAGCUUUUGGAGUUGCAAAUCAAGGACAUUAAAAUUUAGAACAAAUUAAGGUACUGUACAUGGUUUUCAGAAUAAAUGAUUUCAAUAUGAUCAAUUCAGUGGCAUUUCAAUUUCAAAAUAAAAUAUUCAGUGGCUGUUAAGAUGUAAAUACUUAGGUCUCUUAUUUGCUUCCACAGAUGUUAUAGGAGUGGACUGGGUUGUUUGUGUGCGUGUGUGUGAGCAGUCGUCUCUGCUGCUCACAUGUAAAGCAAGAGGCAGGAGUGUGUUAAAAAACGUCAUCUCAGUGUUUGUUUUGGGUUCAUGUUCUCUGUUCUUUGCAAUCACCUGGUUUACACUUAACUCUGGAAUCGAUGGCUGUAAUACCGGAGGUUAUUUACGAGUCUUUAUUGUCUCUGUUCUGGUGUUUUAACUCAACUAGAAAAUGUCUUCUUUAUUUUGUAUCUCUUUGAAUUUUAAGGCAGAGCCACACACAAGGGUUUGGCCUUUGCACUUUUUCAGUGGCAGCCAUGUUGGCUCCACCAUCCUGAUCAUUGAAUGAAUGUGGCGACGUGGUGAUGCUGUUUCAUGUCUCCAGCCAGCAGCUGUCAGUGGCAGCAGCGUGGCAGCCAUGCAGUUAGUCCAACCUGGUCAGACUCAGUGUAUGUUAGUGCGUGUGUGUGUGUGUGGCUCUGCCUCUGGUAAACUGUGUGUAAAUGACGGAGGAGAGAGAUGCCUAUAUACUUUGAUCCUCACAGAGAUUAAAUCAAGAAGUAUACUUAAAGAAUGGGAAAGCAAGUAUGCGCAGUGUACUAUAUAUAUAAUAUGCCUUGUUAUUUGAAAAAAAAAAAAAAAGAUGUAAAUAUACAUAUUUCUCUUUUAGUUUCUUCUUUUUUGCUGCUAUAAAAAAGAUGAUUAUUUUUGUUAGUAGUUUUGUUUUCUAUAUAAAGACUGUAUAUAUCUCUAUGUUCUGUAAAUAUGCUCGAGCCUUCAUAUGUAGGACUCUGGAUGAACACUGUAUGGAACGCACCUUUAAAAUCUGUUCAGAAUUAAACUAA